Guyanagaster necrorhizus is the source of this 1239-nucleotide messenger RNA. RefSeq lists its product as uncharacterized. Gene Ontology annotation, cellular component: fungal-type vacuole membrane; vacuolar transporter chaperone complex. Bases 59 to 778 code for a protein of 239 amino acids. The record is from RefSeq and is a predicted model, not a curated record. Lineage: Eukaryota; Fungi; Basidiomycota; Agaricomycetes; Agaricales; Physalacriaceae. The transcript is spliced from 6 exons.
GACUUCGGCAUUCGGGACGCGACAGACAUUCAGCACCGUCCACGACGCCGCCAGUAAUAUGAGUACAAAUCCACCCCCAUCCAAGAACUCUCUCAAUGUUGAACGUCCGGAGUCUCUCGUUCAACGUUCGUGGAAUGCGAUGACAGACUUGCUAUCACCCUUUUCUGCUGCGGCACUGGCGACCUUGCCCAACACUCAACGACCUCGGCGAUACACUCGCGCAGAUGUUAUCCCAGAGAUAGAAAAUGAUGAGGAUGGCCAUCUUCCUACCGUCAGAGACUAUCAUGCUAUCAACUCUCUUCCUCCGAUGGUUCGAGUACCCAAAAAAAUUGCGACCCCGGUCAGGGUAGAAGGGAAGGUCUGGUUCGCGAACGAGAGGACCUGGGUGUCUUGGUUGAACAUAUCGAUAUUAAUUGGAGCUCUGGCCGUAGCCCUUUUCAAUGCUUCCCGAGAUGAAAUAGCGCGCAAUUUUGCCUAUGCCUACGCCCUAAUCAGCGCUGUGGUCCUAGUCUAUGCUUAUCUAUUGUAUCAGCACCGGAUUACCAUGAUUCGGAGAAGAGAUCCAGGGCAUUUCGAUGCGAUCAUAGGGCCCCUUGUCAUCAGCGCGUUCCUUUUCUUCGCUAUCUUUGCCAACUUUUUUAUCCGAGUCCGCGAACUUCGCGAAAAGAACGUCCCCAUUCCCGGUGCAGGUUUCAUAUCUACCAUCGCGCAGAAUUGGUACCCACUGCGUGCAGGCGAUCGCAGUAGUUCGGUUUUCGCUUUGCAGCAACAGUCGUGAUGUAUACUUUCUCGCGCUGUUUUCGCGGCUUUGUGGUGUCAUAACGCUAGUCAAUGAAAUUCUCGCAACUCGUUCACUGCUAUCGCUUGGUCCUUAUAAUCUGCCCAGACUUCAUUUGAUGACAUUCCAUGCCGAUGAUCCCCUGGGCCUUGAGGUACAUCUUGAAUCUAAUAUCGCCACAACCAAUCAGGGUAAGUAGACAAUUUAACUACCGGAGGUUAGAUCAAUUUCUCGCACUCUGCAUGGUGUCUAUCUUGUUACGGUAUGGCGCAGACUGAGUCACUGAAUAUUGGCUGUGCCCUUAUGUACCCGGAUCCGAAGUCCCCAUCCUGGCCAAAAGGUAUUAAUCUCGUCAUAAGAGCAAUGUUUAGGGUCUGUGGAAACUAAAUCUGGUUCUUAUUUUACGUGAUUACGAUGAUUAAGGUAUUAUGUACGGUAGUGCUAAUGAUACAGCAUACCCU